Molecule: messenger RNA, 192 nt
Organism: Letharia lupina
Lineage: Eukaryota; Fungi; Ascomycota; Lecanoromycetes; Lecanorales; Parmeliaceae
Exons: 2
Coding region: 1-192 (63 amino acids)
Source: RefSeq, a predicted model, not a curated record
AUGUGCGAAUACACACGCAACUACUACGUCUACUCGAACUGUACGGACCCAGCCAUGCACUUCACUAGAACCUCGACGGAAGGGAAUGCAAAGAAGAAAUGCGCCAAAGCACCUCACGAGCGUUUCAUUGUGGUCUCGGGGUCGCAAUCACCACCAUUCAGGAAAGAGGGUGCCGGCGACGUCGAGGCCUGA